CAAAAAUAAAUUUAAUUCUCGAUUUAGGUACAUUGCCCCUGAGGUGAUUCUUCGUCAAGGUUACGGUAAGCCCGUCGACUGGUGGGCAUUAGGUGUCAUUUUGUACGAGUUUCUUGUUGGCUGUGUGCCCUUCUUCGGCGAUUCUCCGGAAGAUCUCUUCUCAAAGCGAAUCCACUUUGUACUUUCAGAAGAAGUUGAGUACCCGGACGGCGAUGAGGCUUUGCCUGCUGAAGCUGAGGAUUUGAUAAGACGAUUAUUGGAAAAGAAUCCUGCUGAACGACUUGGAGCGAUGGUUGGUGCGACUCAGCUAAUGGUACAUCCCUUUUUCGCCAAUUUGGAUUUCAACACGCUGCUUCGACAGAAGGCAGAAUUUGUACCGCAACUAGAGCAUGACGAAGAUACCAGUUACUUCGACAGUAAGCAUACAUAGUU
This is a messenger RNA of Strongylus vulgaris, 432 nucleotides long. Lineage: Eukaryota; Metazoa; Nematoda; Chromadorea; Rhabditida; Strongylidae. The record is from the annotation of a GenBank genome assembly.